Messenger RNA from Diachasmimorpha longicaudata, 780 nucleotides. RefSeq names its product guanosine-3',5'-bis(diphosphate) 3'-pyrophosphohydrolase MESH1 (gene Mesh1). The coding region runs from base 122 to 712 and encodes 196 amino acids. Gene Ontology annotation, molecular function: guanosine-3',5'-bis(diphosphate) 3'-diphosphatase activity. The transcript is spliced from 3 exons. The record is from RefSeq and is a predicted model, not a curated record. NCBI's taxonomy places the organism in Eukaryota, Metazoa, Arthropoda, Insecta, Hymenoptera, Braconidae.
CCUCUCAGUCUGUCCUUUUCGUGCAGCAAUACAGCAGCAGCGUCAGGAAAUACUUUUAGAGGUUAUGUUCCCCGUCUUGUUUCAUAAAUUCCAUUAGUUCCCGUAAAUUAAAAAAUCAGAAAUGAUGACAAUAUCACCCAAGGAGUUAUCUAAAGAACAAUUGCUGUCUUUGAUAAUAAAAUGCGCGGACUUCGCAGCAAAAAAACACAAAACACAGAAGAGAAUGAACAGAGAAGGAACCCCCUAUAUAAAUCAUCCUCUGGGAGUUGCAAAAAUUCUCACAGAAGAAGGGGACGUCCACGACCCCGUCGUUAUCAUCUCCGCAAUCCUCCAUGAUACAGUGGAGGACACGGAGACGACCUUCGAGGAAAUUGAGCAGGAAUUUGGUGCCGAAGUCAAGCUCGUGGUGUCUGAAGUGACAGACGACAAGACAUUACCGAAAAUGGAGAGAAAACAAUUGCAAAUUGAUCACUCACCUCACAUUAGCCACGAGGCUAAACUAGUUAAAUUGGCGGAUAAAAUUUAUAAUUUGAGAGAUCUGCAGGCAGAAGUUCCUAUUGGCUGGACUGCGGAGAGAGCUCAUGAAUAUUUCAAGUGGGCAGAGCAAGUAAUCAAUGGCUGCAGGGGUACGAAUGCGAGAUUGGAGGCAAUUCUGGACGAAAUAUUUGCAUCGGAAAGAAUGGAGUACGAAAAAAUAUUGACAAGUAGCUGAGCCCUUCGAAACGGACUAAUCAAAUUUUUAUUGUUUUAAAAAAUAAUAAUAUCGUUGUGUUCACUGGG